AUGGGGGCGGCCGGGGCCCGCUGGGCGCCUGGGGCGGCUCUGGUGCUCGCGGCCCUGCUGGGGGCCUCGGGAGCCGGCCUGGCCGACAACGUGAUCUGGGCAGUGAACGCGGGCGGCGAGGCCCAUGUGGACGUGAACGGCAUCCACUUCCGCAAAGACCCGCUCGAGGGCCGGGUGGGCCGAGCCUCUGACUAUGGCAUGAAGCUGCCAAUCUUGCGGUCCAACACAGAGGAUCAGAUUCUGUACCAGACUGAGCGUUACAACGAGGAGACCUUUGGGUAUGAAGUCCCCAUCAAGGAGGAGGGCGACUACGUUGUGGUGUUGAAGUUUGCUGAAGUCUAUUUUGCACAGUCCCAGCAGAAGGUGUUUGAUGUGCGCUUGAAUGGCCAUGUGGUGGUGAAGGACUUGGACAUUUUUGACCGAGUUGGACAUAGCACAGCUCACGACGAGAUCAUUCCCAUCAGCAUCAGAAAGGGGAAGCUGAGUGUCCAGGGAGAGGUUUCCACAUUCACAGGGAAGCUCCACAUUGAGUUUGUCAAGGGAUACUACGACAAUCCGAAAAUCUGUGCACUAUACAUCCUGCAAGGAACAGUGGAUGAUGUUCCAAAGCUGCAGCCUCACCCUGGCCUGGAGAAAAAGGAGGAUGAGGAAGAUGAAGAAGAGUAUGAUGAAGGCUCCAGCGUUAAAAAACAGGCCAAUAAGAACCGGGUUCAGUCAGGCCCCCGGACACCAAACCCCUACGCCUCGGACAACAGCAGCCUCAUGUUCCCUAUAUUGGUGGCCUUUGGUGUCUUCAUUCCUACCCUCUUCUGCCUUUGCCGGUUGUGA
Molecule: messenger RNA, 828 nt
Organism: Emys orbicularis (European pond turtle)
Lineage: Eukaryota; Metazoa; Chordata; Testudines; Emydidae
Gene: MLEC
Product: malectin
Exons: 5
Coding region: 1-828 (275 amino acids)
Cellular component (GO): membrane
Molecular function (GO): carbohydrate binding
Source: RefSeq, a predicted model, not a curated record